This is a messenger RNA of Eimeria acervulina, 3678 nucleotides long. Its product is annotated as exportin 7, putative. Gene Ontology annotation, cellular component: cytoplasm; nuclear pore. Bases 1 to 3678 code for a protein of 1225 amino acids. The record is from RefSeq and is a predicted model, not a curated record. Gene Ontology annotation, molecular function: small GTPase binding; nuclear export signal receptor activity. The transcript is spliced from 18 exons. NCBI's taxonomy places the organism in Eukaryota, Apicomplexa, Conoidasida, Eucoccidiorida, Eimeriidae. Gene Ontology annotation, biological process: protein export from nucleus.
AUGGCAGAUCUAGCGGAGGUGCAGCAGCUGGAGCUGUUGUGCCAGGCCUUUUACGGCGGAGGCGGAAAGGAAGAACAGAAUGAGGCCCAUAAGGUGCUUCUACCUCUUGUAAAUAACCCUGAAAAUAUGCCCAGGCUACAGGCAGUGCUGGCUCAUUCUUCGAAUAUGCAGGCAUUGAUCUUUGCGAGCUCGGGGCUAAUGAACCUUUUCACUCGGUACUGGGGCCAGAUAUCUGACAAGCAGAAGGAGGAGACCCGGAAUUUUCUGCUGAAUUAUCUUUAUCAGCGCAGUGCAGAUCUGCUGCACAAUGCACAGGAAAUACUUGGCCAUCUCAUUCGACUGCUCUGCCGCAUAGUGAAGCUCUCCUGGUUUGAAGAUGUAGAUAAGAAGAUCCUGGAGCAAGUUGGUUUGUUCCUAAGCGCAUCAACUGCACACUGGGUUGUUGGGUUGUACAUAUACACUGAGUUAACUCAGGAAAUGCAGCCGAAGAUCGGAUAUCACAUGUCUCGUCUUCGUCGCGUGGCUUUCUCUUUCCGCGACAUUGCACUUUCGUCUAUUCUAAAGGUGGCAGUAAAGACUCUGCAGCAGUUUGAUGCGGGGGCCAUCCGUGUACCGAAUGAUGAAGAGGAGACACGUCUGCUCAAACAAGUGCUGCAGCUGGCACUCAAUUGCCUGUCAUUCGAUUUCAUGGGAACCAUUGCCGACGACACCACUGAUGAGCAGAACACAGUUAUGAUCCCUCAGGGCUGGAGCGAAUUCAGGGAGGAACGUUUCCCUAAAAUGUUCUUCAGCCUAUACAAUGCCUGCUGGCAAAAGAACCCGCACCGGCCUCGCGUUGAAUGCGCACGUUUGUGUUUGUCUUGCCUCGUCCUCAUCUCGGCUUUUCGCCGAUCUUUCUUUGAAACAACGGCCACCAGGAACAAAUAUAUGAGCGCCUUGAUUCUAGGGACAUUUAAGAUCAUCAAAACAAGAACGGGCCUAACAGAUGACAUGUGCUACCACGAGUUCUGCCGCCUCAUUGGCAAGAUCAACACUUCCCACCAUCUCAGCGAACUCUGCGCAUCAGAGCCGUUCAGAGAAUUCCCCCAGUAUCUAUUCGAUUUCACAAUGGAGAGCUUAAAAUCGUGGAAGCGAAUGCCGAAUAGCAAGCACUACCUUUUGGGGGUAUGGGCACACGUAAUUUCCCCCUUGCUUUUCUACAAGCAGAAAGUGCCCAGUGACCUGGAGCUUUACAUUGAGAGGAUUACCGCAGCAUUCAUUAUGAGUCGCAUGUAUGUAGCGGAGGCCAUUGCUGACGAUGCUGACAACUGCGACUGGGAAAGCCCCUUAAACAACGAAGUGUUGCGUCAGGAACAGCUGGAGGUUUUGUCUCAGCUUGCUCGGUGCCGAUACACAAAAACGGCACGAGUGGUUCAUGAACUGUUCGAAGAGACGAAGACCAAGGCACAGAGCGGUGAAAUAAGCAGGAAGGUCUUUGAGGAGAAGAUCACGUGGCUGGUGUAUCUUAUCGGGGCUCUUGUCGGCAGUAACUGGACCGGCAGGCUCCCUGAUGUAUACGUCGACGAUGCUUCGUCGGAAACUGUGCAGACGGCGAACGCUGGUCUGUCAAAGCUCGUCCUCACAUUGAUUGAAGAGACAAAAUGUGAAGAUACGCCGGAAACCCUGGAGCUGGCAUUUCUUUAUUUCCUGGACCAAUUCAGGAAGCUCUUCAUCGGCCAGUUUGCCCGCAAGCUGGAUGGCACGAGUGCCUUUGCUACAGGCAAGGCUCUAGGAGCGGCGGAUGACAAGGCGGUGGUAGCAACCUUGGUGAGCAAGAUUGGUUUCAAUCUACAGCACAGAGUCGAUAUGCCAGAGUGCAUUAAGAAGUCCAUGGAUCUCCUCUUUGAGUUUGUGGCCGGGGUCCACAUUGUCCACUGGAUCUCCCGGGCCCCAGAGCUCAUCGUCACGGGUCGGCUGCUGCUGGAAACUCCCACUGGCGCCUACUUCCUGACGAAUCAUUGCAGCGCCGAGUUCAAAUUCCUUUCGAUGCGCAGGUAUUCGAGAUUGCGGACGACUUACUAUCUAACGCUCGGGACGUUGUUAUUUUAUCAGCAACGGAAGGCUGCCGUCACUUUUGAACAAUUCGUGCAGCCCAUGGAUGCCAUUUUCGUUUCGUUGUGGCAACAAACCGAAGAAGGGAGAAAUCCCGGGUCGAUCCGCAAUCCGCUUUGCCGGGACCCCCUGAUUGGCCUUGUGCGAGAUCUCAGGGGGCUGAGUUUCGCUUCUGGAAAUAGCUCAACGUACACAGUCCUUUUCGAGUGGUUGAUGUCGCCGGCAAAGAAGAUCAACGGCAGCACUCGCAUGGCAAUAUUUAGCUGGGCAGCGGAUGCUUGGUGGGACGAUGCAGAGGUUAUGGUUCCCCUUUUGAAGUUCAUCGCUGACUUCGUCAGCAACAGGGGAGGCAGCAGGAUACAGUUUGUUGAGUCCUCCGCAAACGGCAUUCGGCUUUUCAAGGAAGCAUCGAGUGUGGUGCUUAAAUAUGGAAACAGGAUAUUGCAGAAACAGGACUUCACUGACCCUUACAAGGAGAAGUACAAGGGGAUGGCUGUGGCCUUGCAGAUCUUGAGCAACAUCAUCAGUGGCUCAUAUUGCCAUUAUGAGGUAUUCGAGGUAUACGGAGACACAGUCCUAAACGACUCCCUUCGUCUUGCUCUCCAGAUGUGUCUGGCGAUUCCCCAGGACGAUUUGAUGGCUUAUUUGAAGUCGCUAAGGCCUGUCUACUCUUUCCUCGAAGUUGCCACGGAGUCCUUCAUGCAGCACAUUCUAGAGCUUCCGCCAGCCCACCUUGCACAGCUGCUGAGGUGCGUUGAGGAUGGCCUCUGUGCACAAGAAACAGUGCUGAUGCAAUCCUGCGCCACCUUAGGCCAUUUUGUUGAAUUUAUCUUCAAGUACAGGAAUUCUGAGGAGAAGGAAGGAGACGCCGUCCGCGCCUUCCUUGAGGCACAACCGGGGAGUUUACCGCGAAUGUUGCAGCUGAUAUUCCAGCUGCUCAUGACAGGCCAGCUCCCAAACCUGUUCGCAAUUUCGGGUGUCUUGUUGGGUCUGAUUGUCCUGCAACAAAACGAAUACUUGAAGUUGAAGCAGCAGAUAAUUGAGCAGCAAAUCGAAAGCAAGCGACCGCAAGUGGAGGGCUUCUUCAUCGAGUUGAUGGUGAACAUUGAAGAUGACCUUACGCCGGCAAAUAAAGAUAGGUUUAUGCGGAACCUGUACCACUUUGCCCACGACAUUCGGAAGAUGUUCUCUUUCAGUUUGCCGGCUACUCUCCUCACCAGCCUCAGGUCUUGUGACCGGUGCCCCACACGCCUGGAGACAGAAGAAGAGCUCAGCUCCUUCUUAGAAAAUCUCGACACUCCGACACGCUCCGAUGACCGCACACAAGGCAGCAUUCGACACCCGUUCCGCAAGCUAGAGUACAUCUGUUUCGACCCUGGUCCGGUGAAGAUAGAGGCUAUUAGGAGGCGGCCGCUACCCCUGGAUAACCCCAAGGACGUCCAGAAGCUCAUCGUCUUCGCGUUGUACUACCGCAGCUCCAUCGUUGAAGUCGCUUGGGUCUCCUUUCUUCAAAGAGAGCUACUCAAGAAGGCACGAAAACUCUUGCACGCAGAGGCCAAAUACGCAGCCCAUUUAAGCGUCAUAUGA